Chanos chanos (milkfish) is the source of this 669-nucleotide messenger RNA. RefSeq names its product claudin-3-like. The coding region runs from base 7 to 669 and encodes 220 amino acids. The record is from RefSeq and is a predicted model, not a curated record. Gene Ontology annotation, molecular function: structural molecule activity. NCBI's taxonomy places the organism in Eukaryota, Metazoa, Chordata, Actinopteri, Gonorynchiformes, Chanidae. Gene Ontology annotation, cellular component: bicellular tight junction; membrane. The transcript has a single exon.
UAAAGAAUGUCUGCAGGUCUGGAGCUCAUAGGCAUUGUGCUAUGUAUACUUGGCUGGCUACUGGCCAUUGUGGCUUGCGCCCUCCCGAUGUGGAGGGUCACGGCGUUCAUCGGCUCCAACAUCGUUACGGCCCAGAUCAUCUGGGACGGCCUGUGGAUGUCUUGUGUUGUGCAGAGUACGGGGCAGAUGCAGUGUAAGGUUUACGACUCCAUGCUGGCUCUCUCCCAGGACCUCCAGGCUGCCCGAGCAUUGACCGUUAUCUCGAUCCUCCUCGUCGUACUUGCGGUGCUGGUGUCCAUCGCAGGAGCCAAGUGCACCAACUGCAUCGAGGACGAGUCUUCCAAGGCCAAAGUCAUGAUCAUCGCUGGGGUGCUGUUUAUUGUAGCAGGAGUCAUGCAGCUUAUUCCAGUCUCCUGGUCAGCCAACAGCAUCAUCAGGGACUUCUAUAAUCCAAUGUUGUCCGACGCCCAGAGGAGGGAGCUUGGGGCAGCAUUGUACAUUGGCUGGGCAGCAGCUGCUCUCUUACUUUUGGGGGGAUCUUUGCUCUGCUGCACCUGUCCACCUCAAGAGAAGAAAUACAACCCGUCAAGGAUGGCUUACUCUGCCCCACGCUCCACGGCAGCGGGUGGUGGAGGGGGAGGCGGAUACGACAGAAGAGACUACGUUUGA